UAUCUGUAUUUAGAGGAGAUGAGGUCAACAUGGUUCUGUGGGGGAGACUUUUACUACAAUUGGGGAGCAUUGUAGAAGCUACUGGAACAUCUUCUCUCAUAUUGGUCAUCACCUCCAUACAAGCGAUUGAAUGGAUGGGAGAAUAUUGUUUCUCCUCUUCAUCAUCAACUGAAUGGUUUCCCAAUAUUGAUAUCUCGGAAGUCAUUGCCUUUAUCACCGGGAAUCCUGAAAGUAAGCCACCUAUUUUGAUGGAGAAGCACACACUAGCUAAAAUUCCCAUAGUUACUAUGACUGAGCUUCAAGGCUUGAGUUUAUACCAGCAAGAUGAGGUCAUUUCCAAUACCAUUUUCUACUUGCUGAUCAAAGAUAUAUUCCAC
Molecule: messenger RNA, 377 nt
Organism: Linum tenue
Lineage: Eukaryota; Viridiplantae; Streptophyta; Magnoliopsida; Malpighiales; Linaceae
Source: the annotation of a GenBank genome assembly